AUGAUAAAAGCUGAUAUUUGCAGAAUUCUCAUGGUAUCCCUGGCAGGAAGACAGUAUGGUCAGAACACCAAUAACUUUCCAGCCACUUCUGGAAAAGCAUCACCAUCUCUGAUUGCAUAUUUUACAACUCCCUUAACCUACUCAAAGUGCUGUCCCCUUCACACUCCCACUUCUCUUUUCUAGGAGAAUGAUAUAAACCUGACCCACAUUGAAUCCAGACCUUCAUGUUUAAAGAAAGAUGAGUAUGAAUUUUUUACCUCUCUGGAUAAAGGUAGCAUGCCUGUCCUGGCAAACAUCAUCAAGAUCUUGAGGCAUGACAUUGGUGCCACUGUCCAUGAGCUUUCCCGAGAUAAGACAAAAGACACAGUGCCCUGGUUCCCAAGAACCAUUCAAGAGCUCGACAGAUUUGCCAAUCAGAUUCUCAGCUAUGGAGCAGAACUGGAUGCAGACCAUCCUGGUUUUAAAGAUCCUGUGUAUCGAGCCAGACGAAAGCAGUUUGCUGACAUCGCCUACAACUACCGACAUGGUCAGCCCAUACCUCAAGUGGAAUACACAGAGGAAGAAAAGAAUACAUGGGGGCUGGUGUUCAGGACCCUGAAGUCCUUGUAUAAAACCCAUGCUUGCUAUGAGCACAAUCACAUCUUCCCACUUCUGGAAAAGUACUGUGGCUUCCGCGAAGAUAACAUUCCCCAGCUGGAAGAGGUUUCUCAAUUUCUGCAGACUUGCACUGGAUUCCGCCUCCGACCUGUGGCUGGCCUACUUUCCUCUCGUGAUUUCUUGGGUGGCCUGGCCUUCCGAGUUUUCCACUGUACUCAGUACAUCAGACAUGGGUCCAAACCCAUGUAUACCCCUGAACCUGACAUCUGCCAUGAGUUGUUGGGACACGUGCCCUUGUUUUCAGAUCGCAGCUUUGCCCAGUUUUCCCAGGAAAUUGGCCUUGCCUCUCUGGGUGCACCUGAUGAGUACAUUGAGAAACUCGCCACAAUUUACUGGUUUACUGUGGAGUUUGGCCUCUGCAAACAAGGAGACUCCAUAAAGGCGUAUGGUGCUGGGCUCCUGUCGUCUUUUGGUGAAUUACAGUACUGCUUGUCUGGCACGCCAAAGCUCCUCCCCCUGGAGCUGGAGAAGACAGCCGUCCAGGAGUACACCGUCACAGAGUUCCAGCCCCUCUAUUAUGUGGCUGAGAGUUUUAAUGAUGCAAAGGAGAAAGUGAGGAACUUUGCUGCUACAAUCCCACGGCCCUUCUCAGUUCGUUAUGACCCAUACACUCAAAGGAUUGAGGUCUUGGACAAUACACAGCAACUUAAGAUUUUGGCCGACUCCAUCAACAGUAAGUAACUUACACCCCAGGAGGCCACUCU
Leptonychotes weddellii (Weddell seal) is the source of this 1361-nucleotide messenger RNA. The record is from RefSeq and is a predicted model, not a curated record. NCBI's taxonomy places the organism in Eukaryota, Metazoa, Chordata, Mammalia, Carnivora, Phocidae.